AUCGAAUAAUUCCAGUUGUGUUUUGGAGCUCGUCGAGAUCAGAUCGUCGCACUAGCGGAAAGUAUCGGAAGCCAUUAGCCAGAGUUUACCAAACGCCUUUGAAGUGUCUGGAGUGGAUACCACAUCGAAGUAUCAUAUCAAGAUGAGUUCAAAAAAUAAGAAAGUUGUGGCUGAAGUUGAUGCUGCCGCCGGUGACGAGAAGACGGAGACCAAGGGAUCGAAAGGAGUCAAGCGGCCGACCGCUGAGAAACAGCCCGAGUCGAAGAAGGUAAAAAAGGACGAACCCGUCGCGGAGGAAGAGGAAGAUGAUGCGGAGUAUGAAGGGGAGGAUGUCGAGGGAGAAGACGAGGAGUUCGACGAAGAGGAGGACCUCGAGGCGGAGGACGAAGAGGACAUAGACGCCGAAGAGGAUGGUGACGAGGAGGACGACGAAGGCGACGAGGAGGAAGAGGACGAGGAAGCGUAAAUUUGAGAUACUGAGUACAAUAGACAAAGGGGAUCUGUUAUUUUGAUCUGCCUGCAGUAUGCAAACGUGGAGAGUGUUUUUCAAUCAAGAAAAAUAAAUUAGGUUCCGAAAUUAGGUUAGUGUCAGGGUAGCGCUGAAGUAUUUUGAGACAAUAGGAAGCUAAUAGUUUGUAAAGUGAGAACAAACAUGUCGACACGAAUGGUUUGAAAUAAAGUGAUGUGGAAU
Messenger RNA from Toxorhynchites rutilus septentrionalis, 691 nucleotides. Its product is annotated as glutamic acid-rich protein-like. The coding region runs from base 143 to 466 and encodes 107 amino acids. The record is from RefSeq and is a predicted model, not a curated record. The transcript has a single exon. NCBI's taxonomy places the organism in Eukaryota, Metazoa, Arthropoda, Insecta, Diptera, Culicidae.